AUUUUGCCACUUCCGGUUCCUAUGGGACAAUGGGUGGGGGUUAUGGGUUUGUGGGGAUGGCGUGAUGUCGUCAUUUCCGUUUUCGGCCCUCGACAAUGUCACUUCCGGUUUUGGGUUCUGGCCUCGACGAAAUCACUUCCAGAUCCAGGGACCAAUGACGACAUUUCAUUUUUUAAUUGUUAGCGUUUUUUUUUGGCCCCCCACGAUGAGGAUGCCACUCCCGGUCCCGGUCUCUAUGACAUCACUUCCAGUUCCGGCCCCUACGAUGACGUCAUUUCCUCAACUCCCCUUGAAAGCCGCCAUCUUUGUGCCAGAGAAUCAGUUUGGUCUUGGACUCGAACCCGUGCACAUCGUUCUUGCUUAAAAACCCAAUUUGCCGCCAGGGAGUAAUACAGUGGUGCCUUGGUUUGCAAGCAUAAUUUGUUUCAGAAACGUACGUGUAAUCCAAAGCCCUCGAAUAGCAAAGUGAAUUCCCCCGUAAGAAAUAAUGGACACUCAGAUGAUUCGUUCCGCAACCCAAAACUAUUCACAUAAAAAUGAUUAAUAGAAAAUAUAAAGUAACAAUACAUCAAACAAGUCAAUCUACACUUUACCUUAGAAAAGAAUCGUUACACACACACACGUGGUCGCGAUACUUCAGUAUACGGUAUACGCUCGUACGGAUGUUGACUAUACAAGUGAGGCACACCCAUGGGAGACGAUUACCCACAAUCCCGCAGAAAGAGAGAACAACCAUUGGCUCAGUGGCGGCCUUUUGAAUGUUUGAAGCCCCCCCACGAGAUGCAGAUCGUGCGGCCCGGCAGCAAGCUGGAGGCUAGCAGCUGAUCCCCCAUGACUGUUUAAGAGGGGGUUUCAGAGGAGCAUCCACGUCCCCUGGGGGGCCGCGUUCCCAAUACGUACUACUCGUAUUGCAAGACCUCGCUCGUUUAUCAAGUUCAAAUUAUAUGGGCGGCUGCCCCAAACCUCUUUGGCGUCUCCGGUCAUGUCUUGCGCUCCAUUGAAGGUGCAUCUCUGGAGGUCUCAGACUGGGACAGAACCCCCACGUUUGUUACAAGAUGGCGGUGCGGGAGGAAUGGCGUUUAACCCUUAAAAAACGACAGGUGUCCGCAUCUCCUUCAGCUCUUGUUGUUGGGAGUUAAGAUUUUCACGCUCUUCGUAUUUCAAAUGUGGACUAAUUAUCAUUCCCUAGCAUGCGUCUGUGCCUAUCGUAUAUCGAAGUGGCUCUCCCAGGCGAGUUUCCCCGUAGCUGAAGCUGUGCCGUGAUGGAUGAAUUCCUGCUUAUCUCCACGCCCCUCGGGAUUACGAAAGCCGAUUGCGCCUUCCGCUCCGUUCCCGUUUCAUUCAACCUGCUGCCUUAUCGCUCGAUGUCUGCCUCUUCUUAGUGUCCCGUGAUUGUUCGGCAUGCCCAGAAUUAAUAAUGACACCUUCCCACAAGUCAGACAUUAUAUUAUUAGGAACGCUGAAGCCCCUAUUGCCAGCCUACACAACCCAACACUUGGCAUUUUGAGAAUCAGACGGGCGACGUUUCUGCUCCACUGCUUUGCUAAUCUGGUGGAUGCCCACUUACUAAAUUACAUCUGAACUGUCCUCUCUUGACCUGGGUCGCUCUCCGUGUUGUGGGAGUCUUAGCGCUCCUUAAAAAGCUUUGGCUUUUCCUGCCAUUCAAAAAAUAAAUAAAUAAAUAAACGAUGGGCUACUGCAUGACUGACGUCCUUAUCCCUCUAAUCCACUAAAAGCCAAUCUGGAUUUAAAAGGCGGUCACCCGAGCCUCCCCGAGAUGUAAACAAGCCGCCCGUGUCCCCGCCGAGGUCGUCUCCCACCGCCGUGCGCGUCCAGAAUGGGAAACGGCAAGAGCAGCGCCCUUUCCAAAGGAAUAUUGGAAGACCUGAAGCUCAACACCAAGUACAGUGAAGAGGAGCUCUGCACCUGGUACCAGUCCUUCCUCAAGGAGUGCCCAUCCGGGAGGAUCAGCAAGGAGCAGUUUGAAAACAUCUACGCCAGCUUCUUCCCCGACGCCGACCCAAAAACGUACGCGCAGCACGUCUUCAGAAGCUUCGACACCAACGGGGAUGGCACUUUGGACUUUAAGGAGUACAUCAUCGCUUUGCACCUGACCUCCUCCGGAAAAACGACCGAGAAGCUGGAGUGGGCGUUCGCGCUCUACGACGUCGACGGCAACGGGACCAUCAACAAAAAGGAGGUCCUGGAGAUCGUCACGGCCAUUUUUAAAAUGAUCAGCCCUGACGACCAAGACGAGUUACCAGAGGAUGAAGACACGCCGGAGAAGAGAACCGAUAAAAUCUGGCAAUUCUUUGGCAAGAAGGAAAACGAUAAACUCUCAGAGGGAGAAUUCAUUCAGGGAAUCACGGAAAACAAGGAAAUUCUCCGGCUGAUACAGUAUGAACCGCAGAAGGUGAAGGAGAGGAUAAAGGAGAAGAAGCACUAGAUGCAGAACACGUCCCCUCACAGCAAAGACUCUCUGCUUCAGUAUGGGGGGUGCCGGGGGGGUCUGGUGCCCCACGAUGGCAAGUCAACUUCUCGAUGCCCAUUUCUUUUUAUAGUGCACCGCACUUAGUACCUUACUAGAAACUGAAAACCCUCCGGAUUCCCCAUUGGGAGACGAUGGAUGCCCAUGUGAUCCUCCCCAUCCAAUGAGAAAGGCAGAAUUCUCAAGCCCUUCUUUAUUUUUAUUUUUUUUUAAAGAGGCUUAUGCAGUGUUUCAUCCAUUCUAACCUUAAUUUUGCAUGACAGACUUAUUAUAAAAUCCAUGUAAUAAGGUUCUUUACAAAUCCCUGGCUGACCAAUAAAUCCUCUUAAAGCGUGAAGGUCAUUUCUCUUCAUUCCUCGUCGUCUUUGGGUUGCAGGCGGGCAGCAUUGACUUGUAUCCAUGCGCACAAAUCAUUUGGGGCCAAAGGCAGUGCCAAGGUGUGCGUCUGAGAAUCUGGUGGACGGAGAGGGGCACACUGGCGCAGUGCUCGGGGGGGCAGCCUCUACUCCUUUGGCUGGCGCCGUUUGACCCGUUGGCUCGGUUUCUUCUGUCUUUCCAAUGGGAGCACAGGCAGGUCAGGUGACUUGCUGAGGGUCACACAGGUGUCAGUGGUGGGAUUAGCGAACCCACAGCCUCAACCACUAUGCCACUUUACUGCCCCCCAUUUGCACAAGCGUUUAGCUCAGCUCCGCUCUGUACAAAGGCUUCACGUUCUCUUUGUGCCCACCUGGCACCUCCCGUGAUGUCCCUAAACUGCGGGUGUUUAUGACUGAGUGAGCGAGUGAGUGUGCCCGGUGCCUGAUCGAAACACCCCAAGGUGUCCAGCUCAGUAAAUGGAGGAAAAGGGUUUGACUUUAGUGGCAGCCCACCUUCUCGUUCAGACUGCUGUGGUGGUGAUGGAAGUUUGAGGAGGAACGGCGGAAUGUUCUCGGAUUCCUUCCCGAGCAGGGGUGUCAAACUCGGACACUCGAGGGCUGCCCACUUUCUUAAUGAGUUACCACUGCUAAAAGAUUUUAUUUGACUUGCUUUUAAGACUCGGACCCCUGAAGUGUUUUGGGUUUUUUUUCACUUAAGCAGCAGUCAAACGAUAACGAGAGUCAAAGUGAGCCACCGGGCGAGCAGCUAACCUGAGCCUACGGGCACCUCUGUGUUCCCCUCACAAUGCACAAUCGGAAGAUAACUUUAUUCAAUACACGAACAUAUUUAGAUUAGAUAUUCUAUAUUAUCUCUGUAUUAUAAAAAAAAAUCCUGGAGAGAAACAGUAAGGCGACGAGACGUGAUCUUCAUGUUAAGAUCACGGAAGACACUUAAAAGACCCGCGAGACUAGAGAGACUGGCACAGAGCACAGAGACUUUGUGCCAAGAGAUUGACCAGGGCCGUCUCACGAUGACGUAGAACAUGACAUUCUCACAAGACGCGCCCGACUUACAAAUAAAUAAGAGCCCGGGCAGCAACGCACUCAGUCGUGUAAAGGCGUUGAGCACACGCAGACCCAGGGCUCUCAGCGCAUAUAAAGUGUAUAAGGACAAGACGUUAUCGAUAAAACCUUCUAUUCUUACAAUUAUUAAUAGUAGUUUAACCUCAAGUGUGGUGCCUACAUGCUGUUGUGCAACCACUGCUGAAAAAAACGAGUCUGGACCACUCUGUCAUGUCUAACUUUAGGCCGAUUUCAAAGCUACCUUUUUUGUCCAAACUCCUGCCUACUACGCCAAAUUUUAUCUAUCUAUCUAUCUAUCUAUCUAAUCUAUCUAAUCCUCUAUCGUCUAUACCCGACUGAAGUCCUUCCUGGACGAACAUGCAAUUCUGGACGUGUUCUAGUCGGUUUAAAACUCUGUUAAGGUUUUUAAUGAUAUUAUUCUUUUAACACUGGACUCUGGUGACCGUCCACUACUUAUGCUUCUGGAUUGAACAGCUGCCUUUGACCCGAUAGACCAUGAGAUCCUCUUAUAUGUUAAGCCACAAACUUGGAGAUCCAAAGCUCGCAAAUCCCAAACAGCACUUCCCGUAAUGCCCACUAGAGGGGGUGAAACCAUAACACCUGGCUAGUAACGGGACAAAUACGGGAUCGUCAUCAAUAACGUAUUUAACGGUCCAAAAUCAAAUUCUGAAACAGUGACACCUGCUUUUAUAACGUCUCUCUCACUCUCGUCUAGAUUACUGCAAUGCGCUUCUUUGUGGAUUUAGCCAGGCCUCCAUUACUCACCUACAGCUGGUGCAAAAUGCCACUGCUCGAUUUUUAACUGGCACAAGCAAGCAUGAGCACGUUACCCCGAUUGUGGCUUCCCUUCACUGGCUUCCAGUUCAUUUUCGAAUCCAUUUUAAGAUCCUUGUAUUUGUUU
Messenger RNA from Polypterus senegalus (gray bichir), 4828 nucleotides. Its product is annotated as S-modulin-like. The coding region runs from base 1838 to 2446 and encodes 202 amino acids. Lineage: Eukaryota; Metazoa; Chordata; Cladistia; Polypteriformes; Polypteridae. The record is from RefSeq and is a predicted model, not a curated record. Gene Ontology annotation, molecular function: calcium ion binding. The transcript has 3 exons.